AUAUGAGAGUUCUCAGCAAAGAAACAAGAACAGUGAGAGAAAGAGUGAUCCCAGCGCCAUUGCUCCCUGGUCGUCGACUGGAAGCUGUGAUUGGCGUCGGACGACUUGUGGAGGCAAACAUUUGAGUUAUUACAGUGUGGACGCUGCGGCUGUAAAGCAAAAUCCGGUAUGAGAUUUUAUCCUUCCCAUCAAACUUGCAACUCCAACAGAAUGACGCACUCUUGUUUGAGAUACGAGUGGGCUUUAUUAAUAUUUUUUCAUGGGAUUCUUCUACUGUGUAUGAGCUCAUCUUUGAUCUCUGCAACAGUUUCGGCUUUUGCAAAUGAGGCUGAUCGCCUAGCAUUACUUGACUUCAAGAAUCGGAUAACUCAAGACCCACUUCAAAUUAUGAGCUCAUGGAAUGACUCCAUACAUUUCUGCAACUGGUUAGGUGUUACAUGUGACCCCUCUAGUAAACGAGUCAUGGUUUUGAAUUUGACAGCUAAGAAAUUGUCUGGCUCCAUACCAUCCUCUAUAGGAAAUCUUACUCACCUCACAGGAAUCAACCUAGAAAACAAUAGCUUCUACGGUGAAAUUCCUCAAGAAGUGGGACGUUUGCAGCGCCUUUGGCAUCUCAGUUUGACUUAUAAUUCCUUUGGUGGUAAACUUCCAACUAAUAUGAGCUACUGUUCACAACUUAGAGAGCUUACUGUUGGUCACAAUGAGCUUGUUGGGCAGAUUCCAAACCACCUCAGCUCAUUGUCAAAGUUGGUGUAUCUAAGACUUGAUAGGAACAACCUUACAGGAAAUAUCCCAGCUUGGAUAGGAAACUUUUCUUCGUUGUAUGCUCUUGAUCUUUCUGAAAACAAUUUUCAAGGAAGCAUACCUAGUGAACUUGGUUGCCUACCAGGCUUGGGAUUUUUUCAGCUUUCUGUGAAUAAUCUUUCUGGUACCAUCCCUCCUCCGAUCUAUAAUAUAUCUUCCAUAUACUUUUUCUCUGUUACUGAAAACCGACUACAUGGAAGCCUUCCACCAGAUAUUGGUCUCACUCUUCCUAACCUUCAAAUAUUUUAUUGCGGUAUGAACAAUUUCACGGGACCUAUUCCCGUGUCAUUGUCAAAUGCUUCUCAACUUCAGGGUCUUGCCCUUGGCAAUAAUAGUCUAAUUGGGCCAGUCCCUCGAAAUCUAGCAAGCUUGCAAGGCUUGGUUGGACUUUAUUUUGCUUACAAUAGACUUGGAUAUGGGAAAGAUGAUGACCUGCAUUUUGUCAGUUUCUUGGCUAAUUGUACUAGUUUGAAGGUCUUGGAUCUUGGUUAUAAUUAUUUUGGAGGAGUAUUACCCAAAUCCAUAGCCAACCUUUCCACCCAGCUACAAUCUCUUUAUUUUGAUGGGAAUAUGAUCCGUGGUGGCAUUCCUAUUGGAAUUGAGAACCUUGUUAACUUAGAAUCACUAGUACUAAGUUUAAACUAUUUGGGAGGUACUCUCCCCGAUGAUCUUGGGAAGCUUAAAAAAUUAAAGCACUUAUAUUUGGAUAAUAAUACAUUUUCUGGGCCAAUCCCUUCCUCCUUGGGUAACUUAACUAUGCUGAUAAUGCUCUCUAUGGAGAAGAACAAAUUAGAGGGAAAAAUACCCCCAAGCCUAGGAAACUGCCAAAAUUUGCUCUCCCUAAACAUUUCUAGCAACAAUCUCACUGACACCAUUCCAAAACAAGUUAUUGGUCUUUCUUCCCUUUCAAUUUCUUUGGACAUGUCUCACAAUUUCUUGAUAGGUGCACUACCGUUUGAAGUAGGCAACUUAAUACAUCUUGCCUGGUUAGAUCUCUCAAAUAAUAGAUUAUCAGGCAAAAUUCCCACCACCCUUGAGACUUGUCUUAGUUUGGAGCACUUGUAUUUGGAGGGUAAUUCAUUUCAAGGUGCAAUACCUCAAUCUUUGAAGAUGUUAAGAGGUUUAGAACAAAUAGAUCUUUCACGGAAUAACUUCUCUGGAAAUAUUCCUAAAUUUCUCAGUAAGCUUGCAUCACUUAAGUAUCUCAAUAUUUCAUAUAAUGAUUUGGAGGGUGAAGUGCCAAGUGAAGAGAUUUUUGCAAAUGCAAGUCAGAUUUCAAUCUUUGGAAAUAAUAAGCUGUGUGGUGGUGUCCAAGAAUUACAUUUACCUACAUGCACUAGGAAAAAUACUCAUUCAUCUACGAAGCUUCUUGCACUCAAAAUAGUAAUUCCUUUCACUAGCAUGGUCAUAUUUGUACUUAUUUUAUUGUAUUUUUUCCCUACAUGUUUUAUUGGGAAAAAAUCAAGAGAGAGAGCAUUAACUACAUCUUCCUUUGAAGAUAGGAAAUUACUUGUCUCUUAUGCAGAGCUCCUAAAAUCAACAAAUGGGUUUUCUGAGAACAAUUUGAUUGGUUCGGGUAGCUUUGGCUCAGUAUACAAAGGAGUUCUUUCCAGAAAUGGAGCAAUUGUUGCGGUUAAAGUAUUGAACCUUCAAAAACAAGGAGCUUUUGAGAGUUUCAUUAACGAAUGCAAUGCUUUGAGAAGUAUACGUCAUCGCAAUCUCCUUAAGAUUAUCUCUGCUUGCUCAUCCUCUGAUUAUGAAGGGAAUGACUUUAAAAGUCUAAUUUUUGAGUUCAUGUGCAAUGGAAGUCUAGAACAAUGGUUGCAUCCUAAAGAUGAUGAGCAAUAUCAAAGCAGGAGAUUGAGCUUUAUUCGGAGACUAAACAUAGCCGUUGAUGUUGCUUAUGCAUUAGAAUAUCUUCAUCACCAUUGUGAGACACCAAUUGUUCACUGUGAUCUAAAGCCAAGCAAUAUACUCCUUGAUGAAGAUAUGGUAGCCCAUGUUGGUGAUUUUGGAUUGGUGAAGUUCCUUUUUGAAGAAUCAGACAAUCUCUCCAAAACUCAAAUCUUGUCAGUUGGGUUAAAGGGUUCCAUUGGGUAUAUUCCUCCAGAGUAUGGGAUGGGUGGCCAAGUUUCAACACUAGGAGACGUUUACAGCUAUGGAAUACUCUUGUUGGAGCUGUUCACUGGAAAAAGACCUAUUGAUGAAAUGUUCAAAGAUGGCAUGAACAUUUACAAUUUCACUGCAAUGGCUUUGCCUGAACAUGUCAUGGAUAUAUUAGACCCGCUAAUGUUCUUUGGAGAGGAAGAUGAAGAUCUUAAUGAUGACAGACAUAAUGUUGACAUAGAAGAAAGAGCAAUAAUCGAAGAUCAAAAUGUCAAUGUUAGUAGUAGAAUAAAAGAUUGCUUGAUAUCUGUUUUUCAAAUUGGAUUGUCGUGUUCUACAACAUCACAGGAUGAGAGGGUGCCUAUGAAUGUUGUCGUCAGCGAAAUGAAUGCAAUUAGAGACACGUUUCUUAAAUAUAAGAUGAGGAAAUAGAAGAAGAAAGUCCUAGGAUAGGAUGGAAGUAAUGACCCUUGAUUGAGCAAUGUUUCCAAGGCUGUGAUGGUCAUAAGUUAUAGGCUUGUGACAUUCAAUUGAGCGACCUUUUAAGUUUAAUGAUAUGCCUCCUCAACCUCUAUGUCAUUGUUUUCCAUAUCAAAGGUAAUUUAGAUCAGUGACUCACCGUUAUUUGCCAAAUGACACUUGUUAAACCAUAUUCCUAAAUGCUAAAUAUUUAUUAUUAUGGAA
Quercus robur (English oak) is the source of this 3594-nucleotide messenger RNA. RefSeq names its product probable LRR receptor-like serine/threonine-protein kinase At3g47570. Gene Ontology annotation, biological process: protein phosphorylation. Bases 169 to 3342 code for a protein of 1057 amino acids. Gene Ontology annotation, molecular function: protein kinase activity; ATP binding; protein binding. The transcript has 4 exons. The record is from RefSeq and is a predicted model, not a curated record. NCBI's taxonomy places the organism in Eukaryota, Viridiplantae, Streptophyta, Magnoliopsida, Fagales, Fagaceae.